GGCGGAUCUCCCAGGGGGCGGGGAUUGGGGCUUCGGGCCCUGGGCUGGCCGAGGGGAACAUGGCGGUGUCCGCGCUGCAGCUGGGGGAAUUGGCCCUGCACGGAGCUGCCUUCCUCUGCGGGGUGGUCUGCGCCUCGGCCCUGACUGUCACCCAGGGGGAGUUUGGUGGCCGGUGUAUCCUCUAUGGGUCCGUAGACAAGAACGGGACGGCCCUUGCUCUGUCUCACUUCAGCAACAUCUCCCUCUGUUACUUCGUCACUGCCAUCUCCAUCCUCAUCGCUGUGUACUGCUUCGCGGUGCUGCUCUACGGCAUCUACAGCUGCUGCAUGGACGAGAGGAGGUGGGAUCACACCUGGCUCACCGUGAACCUGGCAAUCUCUGCUGUGAUCCUUUUCUUCCUGCUGGUCUCGGCCUGCAUCCUUCGGGUUGGGAUGGACACUCUGUGCUCGUCCAUCCUCCAAACCAAACUUGUGAAAAGCUGCCAAGAGGCCCAGCACACGCAGUGGUUCCCACAGUAUAAUGCAGCAAGGUUCUACGACAAUCUCUACAGUGCUGAGGUGAGAAUUAACCCAGGGCUAGGGGGCAGCAGCUGACGGGGGCGGAGGGAA
Messenger RNA from Trachemys scripta elegans, 608 nucleotides. It is a transcript of the gene TMEM179B, whose product is annotated as transmembrane protein 179B. The coding region runs from base 60 to 593 and encodes 177 amino acids. The transcript is spliced from 4 exons. The record is from RefSeq and is a predicted model, not a curated record. NCBI's taxonomy places the organism in Eukaryota, Metazoa, Chordata, Testudines, Emydidae.